AUGGCCGCAGAGCAUGCUUGUUCGGCCGCGGCCGCCGCGGCUGCUGCAGGCAGCCGCGUCGACGUGCUCGAGAGUGCAUUCUGCGCAAUGCAAGCGCAGUGGGAGGUGGCGCAGAGGCUGGUGGCGUUUCCGUACGCUGCAGCAAAGGCGGUGCUUGACGCGCUGCCUCCCCUCGGACACGCUGAGCGGGACAGCGAGGGCGACGCUGCCGGCGCCAGCGGCGCCCUCGCACCCAUGCGGCGCCUAUUGGAGCGGGUGGUGGCGAGCCUGGCUCCUCUGGUGGGCACCGGCGACAGCGGCGACUUCGGGCAGUGCAAUCGCGAGGAGGCUCCAGUUGACGCAACCCUGCUCCUGGCGAUCGCGUCCCACAUCCGCAAGCUCGAGCUGAGGGCUGACACCGACAGUGGCGCUGCGUUGGUCGAGGGCCAAGUGGACAGGCUCUGCGCGCGGCUCGACGAUCUCAUCCAGCGCGCUUGCGCCGCCCAGCGGGUGGCGCCGGCGAAGGUCACUGCGGACGGCGCGGGCGGCGACGGCCCCGAGUCGCUGCUCAGGCGCGACUCCACCGACGAGCUGCAGCGAGAGGCGCACGCGCUCCGCGAAGAGCGCGCCGCCGCCGUGUCGGCUCGGCAGCUGCUCGAGGAGCACCUCGCCUCGCAACGCCUGAGCAGCGCUGCGGCGUUGGAGGCGCUCCAGCGGCAGCGAUGCGAGGAGCGUGAGCUGCGCGCAGCGUACGAGGCGCUGUUGAGCUCUUACCGCCAGUCCGAGUCGCUGCGGGCCGUCGCCGAGGCGCGGCGCCACGAGGCGGAGAGGAGGUGCGAGGCGGCGCUGAGCGCGGCAGAGGGGGAGAGGCACGCCCGACUGGCGGCGGAGCAACGCAUCGCGGACCGGCGGCCGGCCGCGUCCGUGUGUGGCUCGCCGUCGCCGCCCGCGUCCCCGCUUCGCCCCAUGCGGGAGCUGUGCGGGGUCACGAUGGAGUCGGCGCCGUGGCCGCCUCCGCCGCGCUCGAGGAGUCACGAGUGCUAG
Emiliania huxleyi CCMP1516 is the source of this 1023-nucleotide messenger RNA. RefSeq lists its product as hypothetical. The record is from RefSeq and is a predicted model, not a curated record. NCBI's taxonomy places the organism in Eukaryota, Haptophyta, Isochrysidales, Noelaerhabdaceae. The coding region runs from base 1 to 1023 and encodes 340 amino acids. The transcript has 2 exons.